CGCCACUUAUGUCUGACUUCCAACAGACAGCGCGUGAGUGAACGUGCUGCGUUCUCCAGGCAUGUCAGCGUUGUUGUGUAGCGUGCACGGAGUGCGUGCGGCGGCAUGUGCGUUCACGAAAACUGUCACACGAGGCACAACGCCUUUGCUACAGAGGCUGUGUCAUGCAGCAGUUGGCCACGAGACGCUGCAACAAGAAGACCCAGAAAUGUGGGAGCUAGUCAAGGAAGAGAAACGACGCCAAAUCUCUGGUUUAGAGCUUAUUGCAUCUGAAAACUUUGCUAGUCGAUCUGUUCUCGAAGCACUGGGUUCCUGUCUAAAUAAUAAAUACUCGGAGGGAUAUCCUGGUGUGAGGUACUAUGGUGGCACAGAAGUCGUGGACAAAAUCGAACUCCUUUGCCAGAAACGAGCACUCGAGGCAUUCAGUUUAGAUCCCAGCAAAUGGGGUGUCAAUGUCCAGCCAUAUUCCGGGUCACCUGCAAACUUUGCUGCCUACACUUCCGUGCUGAAUCCUCAUGACAGGAUCAUGGGACUUGACUUGCCAGACGGUGGCCACCUUACCCAUGGUUACAUGACAGACCAAAAGAGGAUAUCAGCUACAUCUAUCUACUUUGAAUCGAUGGGUUACAAACUAAAUAAAGAAACCGGACUAAUCGAUUAUGAGAAACUGCAUGAUAUGGCACGGCUGUUCCGACCAAGGUUGAUCAUUGCUGGAACAAGCGCUUACUCUAGGUUACUCGACUACAAAAAGUUCAGGGAGGUUUGCGACGACGUAAAGGCAAUCCUGAUGGCUGACAUGGCUCACAUUAGCGGACUCGUUGCGGCAAAGGUGAUUCCUUCGCCUUUUGAAUAUGCCGAUUUGGUUACCACGACAACCCACAAGACCCUUCGAGGUUCAAGGGCUGGCCUCAUCUUCUAUCGCAAGGGCGUGAAAGAGGUUGACAAGAAAGGGAAGGAAAUUAUGUACGACCUGGAGCAAAAAGUCAACUUUGCUGUGUUCCCAUCGCUUCAGGGUGGACCCCAUAACCAUGCCAUUGCCUCUGUUGCAGUUGCCCUAAAACAGGCCACCACACCAGAGUUUCGCCAAUACCAAGAACAAGUGCUCAAAAAUGCCAAAGCGAUGGUGACAGCAUUGACGGAGAGAGGCUACACAGUUGUCUCAGGUGGCACAGACAACCAUUUGCUGCUCUUGGAUCUGCGACCAAGAGGACUGGAUGGUGCACGGCUGGAGGCAGUCAUGAAUGAAUGCAACAUCACUGCCAACAAGAACACUUGCCCAGGUGACAAGUCAGCCCUUGUCCCUGGUGGAAUCCGCCUGGGUGCACCUGCUUUGACGUCAAGAAACUUCAAGGAGAAAGACUUCCACAAAGUGAUAGAAUUCAUUGACAGAGCAGUCACUAUCGCCCUUGAAGCCAAGCCAAAAUCGGGAAAGACAGUCAAAGACUUCAAGGAGUUCAUUGCUAAGGACGAGGGAACCAAGCUUAAAAUGCAGGAGCUACGAAAAGAUGUUGAAGCUUUUGCAGUCACAUUUCCCAUGCCAGGAUUCGAUGACCACUAGACACGUGAAUUACUACUGUUCCUGUACAUAAAUGUAUGAGACCUUCUUUUUGUUGAUAUUUGAAUAAAGACUAGUUCAAAAUUUAAA
This is a messenger RNA of Dermacentor andersoni, 1645 nucleotides long. RefSeq names its product serine hydroxymethyltransferase, mitochondrial-like. Gene Ontology annotation, biological process: tetrahydrofolate interconversion. Gene Ontology annotation, molecular function: pyridoxal phosphate binding; glycine hydroxymethyltransferase activity. Gene Ontology annotation, cellular component: cytoplasm; mitochondrion. The record is from RefSeq and is a predicted model, not a curated record. NCBI's taxonomy places the organism in Eukaryota, Metazoa, Arthropoda, Arachnida, Ixodida, Ixodidae.